GAUAACGAAACUCUGUGGUUUAUAAGUGUCUAGACCAUCGACAGAACAUCGCGCUCACCCUGAAAUUCGCUAACAGAUCUGCACAAAUCUCAUGUCGGACGAAGAAGUUGCCUAUGCUCUGCGAUGGAACAACAACAUAGCAAUAAUGAUCUUUGGAUUGGUAUCCUACGAGUACGUGCUUCACUUCGAGAAAGAGGUCAAAUUUGUUUGGACAAGAAAAUGGUCACCGAUGACGUACCUUUACCUCGCUGUUCGAUAUCUUGGUCUUUUCCUUGCAAUGCUUUGCGCCUGCUGGGGAGGGCUAAUGUACAUUCCCGAACGGGUGAGUGUAUCUAUGCUUUCUUUUUCUAAAGGAUUCUGGGUUGAUCUAGAUUCAGCCUUGCAAGUAUACUGCCUUCAACUUGAACUUGCAUUUGCUUAGCAGGCGAAACAGGCUACAUUCUUGCUGUUCUAUUGGAAUGGGGCUUUACAAUU
This is a messenger RNA of Suillus bovinus, 474 nucleotides long. RefSeq lists its product as uncharacterized. NCBI's taxonomy places the organism in Eukaryota, Fungi, Basidiomycota, Agaricomycetes, Boletales, Suillaceae. Bases 92 to 421 code for a protein of 109 amino acids. The record is from RefSeq and is a predicted model, not a curated record. The transcript has 9 exons.